AUGAUAUCCGGCCCAUUGUCGUCGGCGUCGGUCGGCGAGUGCGGCUCCAUAGCCAUGUCGCCUGCCAUCGCGCCACAGGAAGGCGGCCAGCAGACCGGCGAUGGCGACGAGAAGCACUGUGUUGGCGACCUGCGCAAACAAGCCAAGUCAGGCCUGGAAUUUUUUCGGUGCGACUCGCCAGAGGCCCAUCGUUUUGGUAUUUCGGCCAGUGCGGGAGGUCCUUCUCAUCAUGGCUGUAAUAAUAAUAAUGAUUAG
This is a messenger RNA of Pyricularia pennisetigena, 255 nucleotides long. RefSeq lists its product as uncharacterized. NCBI's taxonomy places the organism in Eukaryota, Fungi, Ascomycota, Sordariomycetes, Magnaporthales, Pyriculariaceae. Bases 1 to 255 code for a protein of 84 amino acids. The transcript has a single exon. The record is from RefSeq and is a predicted model, not a curated record.